Messenger RNA from Durio zibethinus, 1475 nucleotides. The record is from RefSeq and is a predicted model, not a curated record. NCBI's taxonomy places the organism in Eukaryota, Viridiplantae, Streptophyta, Magnoliopsida, Malvales, Malvaceae.
AACCCCGAAAGAAUGAGUAGAACCGAACUUUCCCGGUCUUGGACACAAAAGCUGAAAACUUGCUAGUGUGACUCCUAAGUCUAAGUAAAACCCAUCAUAUCCCCCAUUGGUCCAUUUCCGUUGUCCAAAACCCUAGCCAGAUCUUGUCGCAGAGGCAACCAUGAGGGCCCUAAUUUCAACCACCAAACGGCUCAUUUCUUCCACCACCAUCUCAACCAUGGCAACCCUAUUCCGUUCGAACCACCGAAACUACAGCCUUAUACCUAUGGUGAUUGAGCACUCCUCCCGCGGCGAGAGAGCUUACGACAUAUUCUCUCGUCUCCUCAAGGAAAGGAUCGUUUGCAUAAACGGACCCAUAAACGACGACACUGCCCACGUCGUCGUCGCCCAGCUCCUCUUCCUCGAAUCCGAAAACCCCUCCAAACCCAUCCACAUGUACCUUAACUCCCCUGGCGGCCAAGUCACUGCAGGCCUUGCAAUUUAUGAUACGAUGCAGUACAUUAAGUCUCCCAUUAACACAAUCUGUUUGGGUCAAGCUGCAUCCAUGGCUUCACUCCUUUUAGCUGCGGGCGCCAAGGGUGAAAGGCGGUCCCUCCCCAAUGCCACCAUCAUGAUUCAUCAGCCUUCUGGUGGAUACAGUGGCCAGGCUAAAGAUAUGACCAUUCACACUAAGCAGAUUGUUCGCGUCUGGGAUUCGUUGAAUGCAUUGUAUUCCAAGCAUACGGGGCAGUCGGUUGAUAUAAUUGAGAAGAAUAUGGAUAGGGAUUAUUUUAUGACCCCGGAAGAGGCUAAAGAUUUUGGGUUAAUUGAUGAAGUUAUUGAUCAAAGGCCUAUGGCUCUGGUCACUGAUGCCGUUGCUAAUGAAACCAAAGAUAGCAAAGAUAACAAAAACAGCAAGGAGAGCAUAGAUAAAGGUUCCACUUAGAAUUAGAGACUACUCUGAAUUGGUGAAGAAUAAGAAAUACAUGCGAAUGAUUAAAACACUUGAUUUCCAACUCCCUUCCCACCCCUACCCAAAAAAAAAAUAAAAUUGAAGCAUAAUCCUUCCCUUUUCUUCUUUGCACUUCUUGAUUUUGAAAAUAAAUGCCCCAAAUUAGAAGCUUAAUGUUGCCUGGAAAUUAUAAAUCAUAAAGUGCGGACAAGAUUCUUACUGUCCAUAUUUUCAUUUUGAUUUAGCUAGAGGAUAGUUUUUUUGUCAUACAUAUGUGCUGAAUCUAGAAUGAGCCACGACCUUGUUAACCUGCAUUUUAGUCUCCGUGCGUAAGGAAGCUCCGUAAUGAAUUUUUUAUCUGCGGAUUCCAAUUUUCAAAUGUUGGUUACUUAAGACUAGGGGUGUAAAUAAUACAUUAGUGCUCGUAAGUUACUCGGAUUUGAUUCGAAUAAAAUUCAAAUUUGACUUGAUUAUUAGUGAAUCGAGCUCAAGUUCAAAUAGUUUGACUUAUCGAUCGAGUCGAAUUCAAGUAUUCUUAUAACUG